This is a messenger RNA of Leishmania braziliensis MHOM/BR/75/M2904, 621 nucleotides long. RefSeq lists its product as hypothetical. The transcript has a single exon. NCBI's taxonomy places the organism in Eukaryota, Euglenozoa, Kinetoplastea, Trypanosomatida, Trypanosomatidae. The record is from RefSeq and is a predicted model, not a curated record. The coding region runs from base 1 to 621 and encodes 206 amino acids.
AUGCACUUCUGUGUGCGGCGGGUCGUCUUUUACGGCUUCGUUUGGACGGCAGGGGAUUUCUUCGCGCAGUUCUACGAUGCUCACAGGGAAGCGGCGGCACGGCGUGCCCGUGGUGAGAAGCGUGAGGAGUCGCGUCCGACUGGGGCGCAGAUGUUGGGGAUGCUGGACAAGGAGCGCCUCGGACAUAAUGGACUCUUCGGACUCCUGGCUGGUGGCGUUAUCGGGCAUUACGAGCACCUCAUCCCCCGUAUCUUUGGCCCAUUAACACGGCACAUAACACCGUGUCUAUUGGCACUUGGGCUCCAGCAGCUGUUGGUGACGCCUCUCAUCCUUUGGUCCUACUUUAACGCGAUGACCGCAGGGCGCGGAGGGCUAAGCGACCCGAGCUUUAUGAGAGAACACAGCUUUGGUGCACAUCGACGACACGACCUCGCCAGCGUGGAGCGUCACAUCCUUUAUGAUGUGAUGCCGUAUCCGCUUCUCGUUUCGUGGGGCGUGUACACGCCGCUCUUUAUUCUGGCGUACAUUGGUCAACACCGUGCAUCCACGGUCCUUUCGUGCUGCCUCCACGUGCCGUGGUGCGGCCUCCUUUCCCACAUGCAGAAGAGUGACCUCCUUUAG